Leguminivora glycinivorella is the source of this 2531-nucleotide messenger RNA. RefSeq names its product leptin receptor gene-related protein. Gene Ontology annotation, cellular component: endosome. The record is from RefSeq and is a predicted model, not a curated record. The transcript has 4 exons. The coding region runs from base 127 to 519 and encodes 130 amino acids. Lineage: Eukaryota; Metazoa; Arthropoda; Insecta; Lepidoptera; Tortricidae. Gene Ontology annotation, biological process: late endosome to vacuole transport via multivesicular body sorting pathway.
AGCCUGUAUCUGAUUUUUCUUCCUUCGUAUUGUGUGUGUAUUCGACUGCCCUUGUAAAAUUUUAUCAUUUUCAACGAUAUUACAGACACCCAUUUGUCCAUUUAGUAUUAAGUGUAAUUUGCAACAAUGGCAGGAAUCAAAGGGUUGAUAGCUCUGGCUUUUGCUGGUUCCAUUGGUAUGACCAUGGUUAUACUAGCAUGUGCUUUACCACAAUACAGACUAUGGUGGCCGUUCUUCGUAGUCCUGUUUUACAUACUAUGUCCCAUUCCGACAAUGAUAGCACGCCGGCACACAGACAGCACAGCGGGUGGUAAUUCACCCUGCAUGGAAACAGCUGUCUUUCUGACCAUGGGCCUGAUUGUCAGUUCGUUCGGUCUACCCAUUGUGCUUGCACAUGUAGGCACGAUUGCAGCAGGAGCAUGCUAUUUGACCCUGGCGGGCAACGUCAUAGUGUACCUGACCAUUCUCGGCUUCUUCACAAUCUUUGACAUGGAGGACUCAGAUUACGCGAUGUGGUGAGAAAUCUAGAACAACACUGAAGGACAAUUUUAGGGCAAAUGAUAAAUCUAACAUAAGCAGACAUAGAACUUUUCCUGGCAUAAAAGAGUGAGUGAAACAGAUUAAAUAUUGAUGUAACAGAUGAGUGAUAUUGAUGGUUAAGCUAUAUCAGACGAGCGUACCAGACCGCCACUUAGGUCCGGUUCGAGGAUUGUUCGAUGGAAUGCACCUAUCGUAGUAUUCGUAGUCCAUACCUUACGUCUAUUUGGACGCAAUUAUUAAAGAAGGCGCCGGAUCAGAUCCAUGUCUCUAUUCUCACGUUGGCCAUUAGACGUAUAUAGACGUCAUUCUAUUUUGUCCGACAUAGUGGCCAUGAACGAUAUAACGAAGAUACUUAGCUACCGCGAAAUACGUAAGUUUUAUAUUUUUUGCCACUGUUUACUAGUUUUUAUUUUGUUAUAAAUUUAAGUACUGAAAGUAGGUACCUAAAGAUUGUAGCAUGUUUGACAUUUAAUUGUCUGACUUUUUUUGCCACGAAAAGUUCUUUGUCUGAUCAUAAGAAACGUGUUUUUGUCUAUGCUUAUAAGUCUGAGAAAUUAUAAUACUGAUUAUAUUGUUGUUAGUUGAAUGUAAUCAGACAAUAUUUAAUUUUGAAAGUGUCAUUUUCUACAAUUUGUAUCUCAAUGUUACAUUUAUAUGCUUAAUCAGGAGACUUUGCAAACAUAAGUUCAACUAAGAGGAAAAUAGAUGUUGCUUUGCUAUUGGUCAGUUACACGAAGAAGUUCAACCCUUUGGACGCCAUACAUAUCUAAGCGGUGCGCCAUUGUGUACCUUAUUGUGUAACGCACGAAGGUUUAUAUUGGGCUGUAGCCGCACUCGCGAUUUGACGUCAUUGGUGAUCAAAGGGUGAAAUUGACUAAUGAUGUAAUUAACUCAUUUAAGUGAUGAAUUUUGGCAUGUCUUUUUGUUUGACUUAUGAUUUACAUCAUGUGAUCGCCUGAAUAACGAGAGAUAAACCUGUAAAUCGAAACUCACACAGAAUAAUACAUACAUUAGAAUACUCGUAGUUGCGUGUCUAAAAUAAAUAACAAGAAAAGUCACAGAUUAGAUAUAUAUUUAUAUAUAGGUAGAUCUUAUCACUGACGUCUUCAGUCAACUGUUGGGUAUCGGAAGUAUCGGAAUAUUCGGAAAUAUUGCAACAAAACACAACAUAAGUUGAAUCUUAUGUUACUUUCCAAAUCAUUGCUCAAACUUACUUGAGGAGGAGUCAGUGAUAAUACCACCAUAAAGUGUCUUUUUAAGUAUGACUCGUGAAAAGUAAGCAGCUAACAAGACAACUUAGAUUAAUUAACAGCCAUUUAAUGCCCAUCUGCUAAGAUUUCAGGAAUAAAUUAGGGUAGUAGCCCUUUGAACGUCACGCCUGUCGUGCACAGUAAGCACGAAUUUUGAUGUUUAGCUGUAACCGUGCGCGUCAACAGACUUCUAUGGCAGUUAAAGGGUUAACGCGAUGAAUAUACUUAUGUAUUUGCUAAUAGUGUUGUUGCAACUGAAUAAAAAAAAAGAGUUUUCUUUCGUUAUUCAGACUCCUCUCUGAAAGAGUAUAAUCAAUCUCAAUUUGAUUAUUAUAGGUUAAGGAAUUUUAGUGUAAGUAUACAGGAUGAUUUAUUUAUAUUAUUUUGUUAUUUCUUUUGAAAUUUCUAACUCAAAGUAACCACCAAAGUUCUAUCUGGAUUACUGAUAUAUACUAACAGAUUUUAUUUUUUUAUUGUAAAUUGUCAGAUAGACACGCCUUAAAUAAAGUAAUAUCUUUAUGUGAAAACUUAGAAACGAAAGUCUGUGAGUAAUUUAGUAUGGUGAUGUAAUUUGUGGUUUAAAAAAUUAAGUGUUAUGAUUAGGUCGCUACAGUUGAUAAAAUGUAUGUUUCCAAGCAAAUAGACCCACUUUGUAGCUUGCUAUUUGACGGAUUAUUCAUAUAAAAAUACAAGUAUUAUUGUAAGGGACAAAGUGGCUAGGCUAUACACAAACUUAAUACA